GUUUAUAGAUAAUCCAAAAUAACGAAGCCUUACGCUUAAUUUUUAAUGCAUUCAUUAAAAGUAUGGAUUAUCAAGAGUGGAGAAUUGCAAUUUCUAGUUAACCAACCUUUAUAAUGAACACUUGUGAUAACCAUUACCAUUAUCAAACAUUCGUGCCAUAUUUGUAUACUUCUAAAACUACAUUUUCAUUCAAUAAGCUACAUAUUUGAAGUGAGAUAUUUUUAUUUAUUCCACCUUCCUCCUCUUGUAAAUAUUCAGUAAAUUUUGUAAAAUGAGUUUUUGGGUACACUAUGACCUACAAAAACCAUCAUUUUUGGCAGAAAUUUAUAAAACUCAUUUCAUCUCUAAUCUGAUCAUUGAGGAGAAAGUUAUUAUUCUGAAUAGACGAUGAAGUGACAAACGAAUUUUUAUCGCGUAAAAUAAUCUUUUUCGAUUUCAUAUUCAAAAAAUUUAUAUCUGUGGUAUGACGUUGAGUUUAUCGUAACUUGUUUUAAUUCCAGUGAUCAUUAGUGAUAUUCUACGUGUCUAAAAUAAUGCCUGAUGUUACCAUGUUCCUCAUUUAUUUUUUGUUCGCCUUUACAUUAACCCAGUGUUUCGGGAAUCCCAUUAGCCCUGCACAAGAUGAUAAACUUAUUGGUGUAGCAGUAUUGUUUAGACAUGGCGAUAGAAGUCCGAUUGAGUCUUAUCCGAAUGAUCCUUAUAUCGACAUUAAAUAUUGGCCAGAAGGACUUGGCCAACUUUUAGACCAAGGAAAAAAACGGCAAUUCGAAUUGGGAAAAUACUUGCGAAAUCGCUACAAUGAUUUUAUCCCUCUGCAAUACAAUCGCAAAGAUAUAUUAGUAAAAUCGACCGAUGUCGAUCGAACAUUGAUGUCGGCCGCUUCGAAUUUAGCAGGUCUCUAUUUCAAAACGAAUAAAUCAACUUACUGGGAGGAUAAUUUACCGUGGGAUCCGAUACCCAUUCACACAACACCCGAAGAAGAUGACCCAGUGUUAGCCGAGGGAAAAGAUUGCCCAAACUUCUCGAAAUUGUACGAAACGACACUAAACUCCUCGCACUUUCGAAACAUCGUACAAAACCACAGCGGCAUAAAAUCAGUCGUAGAAAAAAACACCAAUUGGACAAUCGAUUCCAUCAAGUUUUACCAGAACCUCUACACAGUAUUCUACGUCUACCAAUCAACAAACUCCUCGUACUUGCCCCCUUGGUCUCGAGACUUGGACAUGUCCGAACUCAGUCACCUAGCAGGCAUCUCGUUCUCCUCCGAAACAUUCACCAGCGAACUCCAACGCUUCAGAUUCGGCCCGUUCUUUCACUACCUCCACCAUUACUUCGACGGCAUCAUCAAGGGCAAGAAGCCCAGGUUCCUGAUGCUCUCCGCCCACGACACCACCGUCGCCGGAAUCUUGAACACCUACGGCGCCUACGACUACCACCCGCCGGAGUUCGCGGAAGCCAUCAUCUGGGAGCUGCGCCGAAGGGCCGACGAGGUCUUCCUGAAAAUCUUCAACAAGAGGAAUCCCGGGAACGCCGCCGAGAUUCGCUUGGCCGGCUGCGCCGAGGAAUGCGAUUACGAGCGAUACAAAAAAACGCUGGAGCACGUCGCCGUCGAUCCGGAAAAGUGGGAAGAAGAUUGCUACAACUAGUGCGUCAGUGUGAAUAGAUAAUAAAAAAUUUAUCGC
Phyllotreta striolata is the source of this 1682-nucleotide messenger RNA. NCBI's taxonomy places the organism in Eukaryota, Metazoa, Arthropoda, Insecta, Coleoptera, Chrysomelidae. The record is from the annotation of a GenBank genome assembly.